Messenger RNA from Erinaceus europaeus (western European hedgehog), 1415 nucleotides. RefSeq names its product claudin 4 (gene CLDN4). Bases 127 to 759 code for a protein of 210 amino acids. The transcript has a single exon. Lineage: Eukaryota; Metazoa; Chordata; Mammalia; Eulipotyphla; Erinaceidae. Gene Ontology annotation, biological process: bicellular tight junction assembly; cell adhesion. Gene Ontology annotation, molecular function: structural molecule activity. Gene Ontology annotation, cellular component: bicellular tight junction; plasma membrane. The record is from RefSeq and is a predicted model, not a curated record.
ACCUGCAAGAGCUGUUCCCAAGUGACUCCUGAGGACAGGGCACUGCUGCCAGAUUCCAGGCGACAGCCCAGGACACCCCUGCAGACUCUUAGCUACCGACCCCUAGGGUCAGACCCCCGCCGCGCCAUGGCGUCCAUGGGGCUACAGGUGAUGGGAAUCGCGCUGGCCGUGCUGGGCUGGCUGGGCGCAGUCCUGAGCUGCGCGCUGCCCAUGUGGAGGGUGACGGCCUUCAUCGGCAGCAACAUCGUCACCUCGCAGACCAUCUGGGAGGGGCUGUGGAUGAACUGCGUGGUGCAGAGCACCGGCCAGAUGCAGUGCAAGGUGUACGACUCGCUGCUGGCGCUGCCGCAGGACCUGCAGGCCGCCCGGGCUCUCACCGUGGUCUGCAUCGUGGCCGCAGCCUUCGGGGUGCUGCUCUCGGUGGUCGGGGGCAAAUGUACCAACUGCGUGGAGGACGAGACCGUCAAGGCCAAGACCAUGAUCAUGGCGGGAGUGGUCUUCCUGCUGGCCGGCCUGCUGGUACUGGUGCCAGUGUCCUGGACGGCCCACAACGUCAUCCGGGAUUUCUACAACCCGCUGGUGGCCUCCGGGCAGAAGCGGGAGAUGGGGGCCUCACUCUACAUCGGCUGGGCAGCCGCGGGGCUCCUGCUGCUUGGGGGCGCUCUGCUCUGCUGCUCCUGCCCGCCCCGCGACGACCGCAAGCCCUACUCUGCCAAGUACUCCGCUGCCCGCUCGGCGCCCGCCAGCAACUACGUGUAAGCCGACGUCCCCGGUUCAUCCCCGGACUGGACUCUUGUACUCGGACCCCGGCGUGGGUGGUCUUGGGGCUGGGCCGCACCCUCUGGGACCUCCGUGGUCUCGAAGCCCCCUCCUCGCUCACAUGGAUGGACUGAGAGAAGGAGCUGCGUGGAGUGGUGAACGCACCUGCUGGACAGGCCGGUUCACUGGGGCACUGAGUGGGGCCCGUCCCCCUCCUUUGAUCUGCCAACUCCCUCCCCUGCACUGAGUGGACAGAUGGGUUUGGAGGGGAGUGGUGCAGGUGCUGGUUUGGGGGAGUGCUGGGGCUAAGGGAUGCAGAGGCCACCAUGCUGGCUACCCUCACCCUUCUCUGUGCCCUGACUCCCUCUCCCCAAGCCUCAGGGGAUCCCGGGCUUUGGCAGACAGACAAAUCCCCCACUCACCUCACACACCCCAGGGACCUCUCACCCUGCUGCCUCCACAAGGCCACUGGCCAUCCCCGGGGUGGGGGCUGGGUGGGAGUGGGGGGAGGGGCUGUCAGUUUCUGGUUCUCAUCCUGGGCCAGUCCAAGGCUUUCUCCACUCCAGAUGGGGCUCUUGUUUUGUAAUGUAAGGCUUGUUUGUCAUUAUUGUUACUAUUAUUUUCUACAAUAAAAUGGAAACCUGUCUUCAGGAAGA